Molecule: messenger RNA, 1584 nt
Organism: Paramecium tetraurelia
Lineage: Eukaryota; Ciliophora; Oligohymenophorea; Peniculida; Parameciidae
Exons: 2
Source: RefSeq, a predicted model, not a curated record
AUGUCUGAAUAAAGUUCAGAUGAUAGUGAUGAAUCACCAAAGUUAAUCUAACCCAAUAGACAAAGAAAGCAUCUAUCAGAGAUUGACGUUCUUAUUGCUACCUUAUAAAUAGAACCAAAACAAAGGAGUUGGCAAUAAUUGAAGUUUCUUUGUGAUACUUUUGAAUAAAAUGUCCAUUACUUUUCUUAAUUACGUAAUAAACUUACAACUUCAAUUCUUAUUAAACUAAUGGCUACUAUUUCACUAGAAUAAUUUACGUCAUUUAAUGUCGUUUUUAAUUAAGGGGAAACUGGGAGAAAAAUGUAUAUCAUAUUGAAAGGGGAAGUGGCAGUUCUUAUAAAGACAGAUGAUCAAAAUGAGGUAAUUCAAAAGGAGGAUCAUAGACGAAGAAGGGCAACCAAAACAUUUGAUGAAUUGAUAUUGCAUAAGUUUUCUAACUAUCGAAUUGUAGCUUAUAAGAAACAAUAUGACUACUUUGGAGAAAUAGCAAUUGAGUAGAGGAUUCCUCGCACAGCUACAGUGAUUGCCAAAGAGCCUUGUGUUUUUGCAAUAAUCACAUUUGAUGCUUAUUAAUCUUUACUGAGCGAAUUAUAGGCUGACAAUUUGUAAUUGAGAUAGGUCGUGAUAGCAAGAAUGUAUCCAUUUAAUUUGUUAAAUGAAUAACAGUUUUAACAGAUUUUACACAAUUAUGAGGAACUAAAUAUACAAGGUGGUUGUUUGUUAUAUAGAGAACAAUAGAAUGCAGAUGCGAUAUAUUUGGUAAUUAAGGGAGAAGUGUUAGUGCAGAUUAAGGAAUUAGUUGAUAAUGCUGCUGCUUAGGUUCAAGAAUAGAAAUAUUUUGUGAAUUUCUAAAAGUAACAGAGAAUCAAAAAUAUCGGUCUAUUUGGGACAGGAUAAAUAGUGGGAGAUUAUGAAUUGUAUUUACAAAAGAAAUACAAGCAUAAGCUGAUAAGGAGGACCAUAGCAAUAGUUAAAAGUGACUCUAGAAUUAUCAGGAUUCCCUUGAAAUAAUUUGUAGACGUAAUAGAACAUGGGCUAUCAGCAAAAUGGCUAUUACGUUAUGUAAAUGAGAAGUAUGAAUAGAAGGAGCAGUUACCAAUAUUAUAAUUAAAGGAUGAGUAGGAGAAUAGGAAAGUGUAAUCGUUCAUAUCACCUCAAUUCAAAAAAAUGAUUCUUCGAUUGAAGAAACAUCAUGAUCGCAAUAAAAUUUCGAGUGAUCGAUAUUAAUAGAUCAUUUACAAACAGAAUGUGGAGGAUGGGAAUAAUGAGUAAUAGUUUACUGGAUUAAAGAAGGAAAUAAAUUAUUAGGAUAAAUCAUUGCUAAAGUAUUUAGCUAAGGAUCAGAUUUUACAUAAGAGGAAGAGCAAUACUCUGACUAAUUUUAGUAUUGACAAGUUCGCCUCGACUUUAAAAUCUAGGGUUAGAUUCACUAAAUUAUUAACAUAAAUAGAUGAGGAGACAAGUUGUUACAGAUUUCAUUCUACUCCAACUAAAACGAAUGGGUUCUUAUCUAAAUAGACUCAAACUCUUACUAAUAUUCAAUCUCCAUAAUAUAAAUUCAACUAAACAUUCAGAAUGAAUUGA